Messenger RNA from Sycon ciliatum, 2001 nucleotides. RefSeq lists its product as uncharacterized. Bases 229 to 2001 code for a protein of 590 amino acids. Lineage: Eukaryota; Metazoa; Porifera; Calcarea; Leucosolenida; Sycettidae. The transcript is spliced from 8 exons. The record is from RefSeq and is a predicted model, not a curated record.
AAUUUCUUCUACAGACAGUGCAAGGCCGGCGAGGUUACGUAGAAAUCAGGCGUUCACUCAGUGAGUCGCAAAAGCCGGCUUUUUUUACGACUCCCGCGAUCCCUACACUUAACUGUAGCCCUGGUAGAAAUCAUCUCCACAUAAAUCAUUAUGUUUGUUGUAGAAGCACAGAUCAAUUUUGUUGAGAAAAAGAGGUUUGCAUGUUGUUCGCCGUUAUAACAUUCUUCCAUGGCGGAGCCAGGCAUGAAGCAAAACGCCAGGCCCCUCGAGUUGCCGGGGAAUAGAGACGGUUCGGAGAUUGACGGAAGUUCCCCGACAAGUGCUUCAACUACCAGUUCUGAUGGUGGUUCUCCACUUGCGACACACUUCUUUGGCGUUCGGCUGUUUGGACUGAGGCGCACAACUCUGAGACGCAACCGAACGAUAGACGUCCUUGAAUCGAUAGGAGCUUCACAACAGCUACAGGAUGGGCAAGAGGAGUAUCGGCCGACGUUCGGCCUCGGUCUAUCAGGCGGGGGCUUCCGGAGCGCGUCUUUCUGUGCAGGUGUGUUGAAGGGCAUACUUGACAGCAAACAGGAGUUGGAUUAUUUGAGCAGCGUGAGCGGCGGUGGCUACAUCGCUAGCUCCUAUCUGGACUGGAAAUACCGAGAAGGCGGAAAGGACGAACCGAAAUGGCAUAAGGCGUACUUCGGUCGGAUGGUCGAUCGCAUCACCAAUGGCCUUGCUAGAUUUGAACGGGACACGUUUCUGGGUGUCAGAGACGUCGUGGUGGGACUGUCCAAGCUUAUCUUCGUGCAUGUGUUCGUGUCCUUGCUGCUGCUCCAAGUUGCUAACAAUGUGACGCUGGAGUAUAUCCGCAUCGCUCGAGGCUUCAGUAUCGGGCGGCAACUUGCAGCUCGUGAGAAGUCUGACGCCGGUUCGUUCCUGCUGCCUAGUCUUGUGUCGUUAAUUUUGCAUCUAAUUCUGCAGGAUGCACUGCUUCACCUGUUCCAUUCGAAACACAUCUCAAAGGCCAAGCAUCUGAUUGGAAGCUUGUUCAAGAUCUACUGCUUGAGAGAAGUCAUUUGCGACAUGGUCUUCAUCCUGCAUGAUGUACUUGCUCUGGGAACUCUGGCGGAGGACACAUGUCACCUGAUGGCGAAUGGUCUACAGUCAGUGUCAUACUGUGGUGUGCUCCCAGGGGUGCUGUGCUUCUCCGCAUUCGGAUCGUUCCGCUUGUUUCUGAGUCUGAUAGUGCCGAAUCGGUAUCGGCAGCGGCUUGACUUUGUGCUAUUGCUGGCAUUCGUGACGGCCACAGGACUGGAGCAAACUAUCACGUCUUCAGACGACACACCGAGUAGUGCGUUGAGAGACAGCUUCUGGAUCAUUGCCACGCUUGCAUUUCCGCUGCUGACCGUUUUCCACAACAACUAUCUGUUCAAUGUUGUCAAAAUUCUGGCUACUAGCGCUUUCUAUCAUCAAAGCGGUUCCACAUCCUCCACCUUUCUCCAGAAGUUUCUCGACUUUGCCCAGUCGUAUGAGUUCCAAUCGAAACGCUCUCGGCAUCGCAAACCCGGAAAAGAUCAGAAACCGAAGCAUGGCAACCUUAGAAACAAGGAUGAAGAGGAGCUGACUCUAGGAGACAUAGAAUCCAUCAAGCCAGAGUGGAUUUCUCAGAUCACAAUCAACAACUGGCGAUAUGAUGCAGAUGACCCUCGCGAUGUGGACUGCAAGAUGUUGACAACUUCGUCCAAAUUGGUGGAUAUCAUUGAUAUGACUCCAGAUGAUGAUAAAUCAAAGUUCAUGGACCUGAAACCUGCCAACCUGUUCCUGUCUACGGCAUUACAAAUGAGUGCAGCGGCUGUUGCAGUCGAAACAGGGACACGGUCCACUGUCAUCCAGCAAUUCCGUGAGAUCUUUGUCAUUUUUGGGCUAAGAGAUGACGUCUACCUGCCGUCAUGGUUCAACUCGCCUCAGCGUGAUGUUGACAUUGUUGUGAAGAUUGCAGAGUUGCUACUUUAA